This is a messenger RNA of Penicillium pulvis, 204 nucleotides long. RefSeq lists its product as uncharacterized. The transcript is spliced from 2 exons. NCBI's taxonomy places the organism in Eukaryota, Fungi, Ascomycota, Eurotiomycetes, Eurotiales, Aspergillaceae. Bases 1 to 204 code for a protein of 67 amino acids. The record is from RefSeq and is a predicted model, not a curated record.
AUGAUCAUCUCGUGUUGUCCGGCUCAAAUCGUGCACUACUAUCGCUUCCGUCGCAACGCUCCUCGCCCUGCUUCUCAAAUUCGCAUAACCUGCGGGACCCUCGAGAGUUAUUCGACUGGUAUCGCCCGCCACGAGACCGAUACCGUUGAAGAGUUCGUCAGGUUCAUCACUGACUUUGAGCUCGAGAGCUCGCCCCGCCUUUAA